Molecule: messenger RNA, 3405 nt
Organism: Andrographis paniculata
Lineage: Eukaryota; Viridiplantae; Streptophyta; Magnoliopsida; Lamiales; Acanthaceae
Exons: 11
Coding region: 81-2747 (888 amino acids)
Source: RefSeq, a predicted model, not a curated record
AGAGAGAGAGAGGCAUAGAGAGAGACAGACGGGGACGCAGACACAAUAGCGGCGUCGAGGUAUUGCAGAAGAAGGGGAAGAUGAGCAGCAGCGGGGCUAAGGGAGGUGCAAGUAGGGUUCCGAUUCCCGCCGGCGUCAAGAAGACGGUUGAGAAUAUUAAGGAGAUUACUGGCCAGAAUCACUCCGAGGAUGAGAUUUAUGCAAUGCUCAGGGAGUGCUCCAUGGAUCCCAACGAGACCGCGCAGAGGCUUCUACUUCUCGAUACGUUCCAUGAAGUGAGAAGAAAACGUGAUAGGAGAAAAGAGCCUCAGACUAAGGAGCCUGGAGACUUAAAGUGGAAGUCUGGUACUCAGGCUAGGGCAAGUAGACCGGGUCGUGGGAACUAUCCAUCACGAUACAUAUCUCAUGAUGUUGGUGGUGGAAGAAGCUCCGCUUCUGUAAAGGAAAAUGCUACUGGUCCAGAUAAAGGCACCAAGACCCAUGUGGCUCUUUCUAAAGACAUCCGAAAGAAAGAAAUUUCUUCUGCUGCAAGCUCAAUUACUGCUGUGUCUAAUGGUCCAUCUGGUAUUACUUCAGAGAGUGCCAAUGUUAUUCAUAAAACCCAUGCAUCUGCAGGUGGAGGUGUUGACCAAUCCAAUACAACUUCUAGCAUGAGUGUGUUGGACGGACCACUUCCGCCAUCCUCCCCUAUUGCUUCCAUAAAAACUUCCAAGGAUUUACACCAGCACCAGAUGAUAGAGUCGAACAAUGCGUCAAUCUCUUCUUCAGAACAUGCUUCAGGAUCUUAUCUCUCUUCUUCAGAUCCUAUCUUAGUGCCGUCUCCAGAUUUUCCACUUCCUACUGCUGUGGGCACUAUUCGACGUGAGGUGGGAAGCCAGCACGCUACUGCUGAAUUUGUUGAUGACAAUCCUUCUCGGAUCAAACAACCUUCUGUCAAAACCUCUCCUUCAGACGGUGGGAUACAUAAUUUGAAGCAAAAGAUGCCGAAUGAUUUCCCUGUGGUUGGAAAGAAUCAGAAUGUAGAGUCUACACAGACUUCAUCUCCAACUGUCAGCAGACCUUCAUCAAACUACAGCAACCGCUCUCAAGGAGUUGGCGUGCAAAAAGUUGGUCCUGGAAAAGAGUGGAAACCAAAGACUUCAAGUACCAAUAUUGGUCAGGGUGCCAAUGCAGCUGCCUCAGUAGAGGUUUCUGCAGUAACUGUACGAAGUCCUGAAUCUCAGACAAAUCAUGAUAUCUCCACUCCACAAGAAGAUGUUUUUGAACUUCAGAGGAAACUAGAGGAUUCUCAGAUAUCAGAUGGGGAACAUGUUAUUAUUCCUAAUCACCUACAUGUCCCUGAGGCUGGAAAACUUGGAUUUUGUUUUGGAAGUUUUGAUGCUAGCUUUGGGUUGGACAUUAACAAAAACGAUAAUCCAGGAAGUGAGAAGACAGCACCAUUGACUGAAUCCUCUGAAGCGGAUGUGGAACCAAUGAAAGAGUCACACCCAAGUUACCAAAAUGCAUCAGCACCUGCAGAAGAUACUGAAAUGAAAUAUCCUGACCAUCCCCAGUCACCUUCACCAGGACCAGAAAAAUUUUCACCUAAUGAAGUUGAAGUCUCAUCCUCUGUUAUCCCCAAUUACAAUGAAACACAGCCUGAGGUUACUCCCGGAGGCCUUCAACAUCAGGUGGCUGCUCAAACUUCUUCAAACUAUAAUAUCGGUGUCAUGCCAACAAUAUUGAGUGCCAAUCUUACACCUUUGGAAAGCUCAGAAUCUCAAGCCCGUGAUGCUCCUCGGCUCCCAAGCUUUGUUGUGCCACAAUCUUUUGAUCCAACUAGUUAUUAUGCUCAAUUUUAUCGCUCUGGCAUGGAUACUGAUGGCCGAACCUCCCCUUUCCAUCCUGCUGCUGCUGCAAAUAAAUUUAAUGGAAAUGCAGGGCUGGUCUCUCCACAGACUUCUCAGACACCACAAGAGUUGCAGGGUGGAGUUCCGUUGGUUUUGUCCACAGCUUCUGCAACGCCAUUGGUGACCCAAGCUGCUGGGGUGAUGCAAAGCACAAUAUCAAUGGCCCAACAACCUCUUCCUGUCUUCCGGCAACCAACAGGGGUUCACUUACCUCAUUAUCCUCCAAAUUACAUUCCAUAUGGUCCUUAUUUCCCCCCAUUUUAUGUCCCGCCACCUACAAUUCACCCCUUCCUAAGCAAUGGUGCAUUCCCCCAGCAGCCUCAAGCUGGCAGUUUGUAUCCGACUGCACCUGGAACAGCCGGAAAAUACCCAGUUUCUCAGUAUAAGCAGGGAUCAAAUACAGGAAGUUCAACUCACAUUGGAUUGCCCGGUAUCUACGGGCCAUAUGGUCUUUCCAUGGCCAACUACUCUUCUGGUUCAGCCGCAUCAGCUGUUACAUCAACAUCUAAUGACGAUAAUUCUGCUUCUCAGAACAAGGAGAACAACGGCUAUAUGAGCAGCCAACAGAAUGAUGGUUCCGGUGUAUGGUUCACCACUCCUGGUCGAGACAUUUCCACCUUGCAGACCAAUUCUUUCUACAACCUUCCUCCAGGCCAACUAGCUUUCACACCUACACAACCAGGGCACGGAACCUUUACUGGGAUUUUCCACCCGGCACAAGCUGUCACAACGGCCAACGUGCACCCUUUUUUGCAACAAUCUCAGCCCAUAACCAAUGCUGGGGAUAUGACGGGCCCUACAGCUGGGGUAUACCAGCAGCCACAGUACACACAACUUAAUUGGCCGAAUAACUACUAAGCUAAAACCCUUCUUCAAGGUAUGGACAAGUUCAAAUCCCGAAUCUUCACUACAGGAUUUACAAGAUUAAAAAAAAAAAGAACAGAGACAACCUGAAGACUGAAGAUCCCCAAGUAAGUGUAAAUUAAAUGGAAGGGGCCAAUAAAAUUGGCUGAUAUCUUUUUGCUAUCCUAAAAAACAACGGUGGUAAGUUAAUUGGGGCUGGAAUGCUUACUGUGCCUCUGUUUCUCCCUCCUUAGAGUUGGCAUCGUAAUUCGUUUGAGUAAAUACUCGGGGAACCUGCCCUUUUAUAGCUGGUUGGUAGUCUUGCUGGAGGUGCAAUUCUUUUUCUUGUUCUUGUUGUCUUGUCCUGUCCCGAAGUUUGAAACUUAAACAGAAGUUAUAGGUGAGAUUUGUAGGCAUUUCCCCUGUUGUUUUGAUCUCCCGUAUUUUUGCCCCGUUUCUUGUUUGUGCUGUCUGUGUUCUGUGAAGGGAGAGACUUAGACGAUGUAAGGAUGCAAGUGUUGUAACUGUGGCCGCUCUUCUGCUAUUAUAAGGUUUUCAUAGUUUUGGAAUUACUUACUAUUGUUUUGAUUUUAUUUUAAUAUCCAUCCAGUGUGGAAAUGAUCCUUAUUAAGUACUCCAGUUAUCAUGUGACUACUUGAUAUUUUUGGGUCUA